AUGGCUGGAUUCAGCUUCGCCAAGAAAUUCACUCACAAGAAACAUGGAAAGACGCCUUCUGAUGCUUCUAUCUCUGACCAAUCUAGAGAAGCUUCACUGUCAACUCCUCCAAAUGAAAAAUUUUUCACAAAACAAGAAACGCCUCAGAAAGGGCGUCAAUUUUCACAAGGUUACCAUUCUAAUGUUAAUAAAACUAGUUCACCACCUAUGUUUGCCAGAAAACAGGUAUCCGAAUCAAGGAUUCAACCGAGCGCAGUACCACCGCAACAGCGAAAUGUCUCAGGACCGUCCACUACUCUCCAUAAGCAGCUUUCAAAACAGAGAGAAUAUACCGUAUGGAAUAGAAUCAAGUUACAGAAUUCUCCUUUUCCACGUUAUAGACAUGUUGCUUCAGCAUAUGUUACAGACAAGAACCAGAUAUAUGUUAUUGGGGGACUUCAUGACCAAUCUGUGUACGGCGAUACAUGGAUAUUAACGGCCUUCGAUAAUGCCACCAGAUUUUCCACUACAACGAUAGACAUAAGUGAAGCUACACCACCACCAAGGGUAGGCCACGCUGCUGUAUUAUGCGGGAAUGCCUUUGUUGUAUUUGGCGGUGACACACACAAAGUCAAUAAGGAAGGUUUGAUGGACGAUGACAUAUACCUUUUGAAUAUUAAUUCCUAUAAAUGGACAGUCCCGGCACCCGUGGGACCACGUCCAUUGGGAAGGUACGGUCAUAAAAUUUCGAUUAUCGCCACAACUCAAAUGAAAACAAAACUGUACGUGUUUGGUGGUCAAUUUGAUGACACCUACUUCAACGACUUGGCUGUUUACGACUUAUCUUCUUUUAGAAGACCGGACUCUCAUUGGGAAUUUUUGAAACCAAGGACCUUUACACCACCACCUAUUACCAAUUUUACUAUGAUAUCAUACGAUUCUAAACUAUGGGUAUUUGGUGGCGAUACCUUACAAGGUUUAGUAAAUGAUGUGUUUAUGUACGACCCUGCAAUAAAUGAUUGGUUUAUCAUUGAUACCACGGGUGAAAAGCCUCCUCCAGUUCAAGAACAUGCUACUGUAGUCUACAACGAUCUGAUGUGUGUUGUAGGCGGGAAAGAUGAGCAUGAUGCUUAUUUGAACUCCGUGUAUUUCCUAAACUUGAAAUCGCGUAAAUGGUUUAAAUUACCUGUAUUUACGGCUGGAAUUCCGCAAGGCCGUUCUGGGCAUUCUUUAACAUUAUUAAAAAAUGAUAAAAUUUUGAUUAUGGGAGGAGAUAAAUUUGAUUACGCUAGAGUCGAGGAGUACGACUUGCAUACCUCUGAUAUUGAUAUGCAAAGAGGUACAAUUGUUUAUACGCUAGACUUGGCCCGCAUAAAGGACCUUUGUCCAGGCGUAAUGGAUGUUCCAACUGAUACGCCAACUCCGAGAAAUGGUAAUCUUGACCUGGCGACGCCCGUUACCCCAACCUCUCAUCAAACUAAAAAUAUGAACGUACCAAUUUCAGCAGCUCCUCUAGCUUCCGCUCCAUCACCUGCACCAAAAGAUUUUUCAGAUGCUGAUCGCCUCAACAGGGAGGUACACAAUCGAAAUGUGUCAACAGAACACCAAAAUCAGAGCCACCCAGUAAAUUCUGAAUCUCACUUGAUUGCUGAGCCUAACAUUUUGACUCCAUAUGUUCCAUCUGAAAGCUCACAAACGCCGGUUAUGAAAAUAACUUCCAACAAACCAUUUGAUACGCCUACUAUCCAGAAAGAACCUGAUCUUUCUGAAACUAUGGAUCCAACAGUUGGAAAUCAGCGCAUCCCAUCUUCAAUCUAUGGAGAUAAUCUCACCCCUGCAAACCAAAUAAAGAAUAACUCCCCAAUAUUAGAGACGCUUCCAAGUAAUGAGAUAAAAACGCCCCAAAAUGGUAAUAUAGAGGAAAUAAAACAUCUUCCUGACGCUGAUGAAAAAAUAGAUUCCACGACGACCUUCGACCAAGAGAUAAACGGGGACAAACUAGGCACAUCUUCGAUGUCCAAGGUUGAAGAGGACGGCAAUGUUGCUGACGAAGACGACGAAAUCGGUGUGGCUCAAAUGGCGAGCUCCCCAUCCAAAGAUCAGUUCAAAAUAAAGCAUUAUAAUGAAUCUUCAGAAUUAUCACAGAAUAAUACGGAGAUCGACAAACUGUCCGAGCCUGUGGAUAUUACAAUAAAGAAAAGCGACACCGCGGGCCAUGAUAGUGCUAACCAUGUUAUUGAUGCAAGUGAUGAAAAAAACGUGUCCCCAAUGGGAGACGUUCCAACUGAUACGAAAAAUGAAGAAGCUAGCGUUCCUAUAAAUAGAGAUGCUACUACCGAAGUCGUAGAUAGGGCACUAUUUGAGAAAUUAAGAUCGGAAUUGCAAAGUUUGAAAGAAUUGACGCACGAAAAGGCGCUUGAAGCCGGAGCUCACAUAAAGGAAUUAGAGACGGAGCUAUGGCAGUUAAAAUCCCAGAAGAAUUCUGGGACAACGAAAGAAAUAGAUGAAUUGGAUUCCGUCAGACUGCAAUCAAAAUGUGAAAUACUAGAGGCAGAUAAUCAUUCCUUGGAAGAUAAAGUUAAUGAGCUAGAAGAGUUGGUGAAUAGCAAAUUCUUAGACAUAGAGAAUCUAAAUGAAGUUAUACAAUUUCAGAACGAAAAAAUUAAAUCCUUAGAACUAGAGCCUAAUUACAAAGAAAAACUUGAAGAACUACAGAUAGAACAUGAGAAUUUGAGUAGAGAAAAUGAAAGGUUGAAAAAUGAAAGCAAACAACAUAACGAAGAUAUAAUCAAUAAUGUUGCGAAUUACUCGUCACAGUUAGGCUCAUUGAUCAGUCAUUGGAAAGAAAACAGAGCCAACUCUUCGUUUCUUGAAUCUUCUUCUUCUUUGAUAUCUGUAUCGGAUGAAAAUGGCGAGAAAACUGUCGGUGAACCCUAUGGUGAUCAAAGUCGUCACCACCGUGUAGUGAUUAACAAACUAACGAAUAGAUUGGACGAUUUGCUGGAGAGAAGUCAAGAGCUAACAAUAUCUAAAGAAAAACUAUCUUCUGAAUACCAUGCUUUAAAGAUGGAACACAGCUCAUUAAGUCAAGAUGUAUUAGUAAAAGAGAAUGAAAUCAAAAAAAUACAGAAUGAUUACAAAGAAAGUAUCAGUUCUAUGGACAGUGCAAGUAAGGCACUAAUGGUUUCACAAAGAGAGCUAGAGAAGUACAAGAGUUUGAAUAAAAAGUUAAUCGACGAGUUAGAUGAAUUGAAGUUCAAAAAUGGCGUCUGCAGUGAAAAUUUCGAAAAUGGUCUCAGAAGCACCGAGGAGAGUUCCAAUAAUGUAAAAAAUAGCAACAGCAUAAGAGAAAAUCAAUUCAACAUCAAAAUAAAUGAUCUGAAAGCGGAACUCUUCAUCACUAAUCAAGAAAGAGAUGACUUGAAAAGUGAAGUGUUAGAGUUGAAAAAGAGAUUAUUGAAUUUGGAAAAUAACACCAAACAAGUUAAUGAAGAUGCUGACAGCGAUCUACUAUAA
Messenger RNA from Saccharomyces cerevisiae S288C, 3495 nucleotides. RefSeq names its product Kel1p (gene KEL1). The coding region runs from base 1 to 3495 and encodes 1164 amino acids. The transcript has a single exon. The record is from RefSeq and is marked reviewed. Lineage: Eukaryota; Fungi; Ascomycota; Saccharomycetes; Saccharomycetales; Saccharomycetaceae.